Capronia coronata CBS 617.96 is the source of this 1185-nucleotide messenger RNA. RefSeq lists its product as uncharacterized. The record is from RefSeq and is a predicted model, not a curated record. The transcript is spliced from 3 exons. Bases 1 to 1185 code for a protein of 394 amino acids. NCBI's taxonomy places the organism in Eukaryota, Fungi, Ascomycota, Eurotiomycetes, Chaetothyriales, Herpotrichiellaceae.
AUGCAGUUCAUCGAGACGUACAUAUCCAACAAUCAAGGCUUCCAACUUGACAUCGUUGGUUUCCUAGCCAUCCUUGGAGAAGGUUCCGUUGAGACAAUUGCACAAGUUGCGACUUUGAGUCAUCUCAUAUACCUUCCUCGCCUCCUUCCUGCUCCCCAGAGCUUCAUCAAACCGUCCCGACCGGAGAAACUCGAGACAACCGCCAACGCCAAGGUGAUUGGGGUAUAUUCAGGCAACACCGGCGAAGACAUACACCAUGUUGCGCAUGCUUUGCAUCGCGGGGACAAACUGGCCCCCAAUACCGUCAGUUGCGUACGAGUCAAGGAAAAUAGUAAGCCUCGUCCAUCCAUCAAGAGGUUUGGGCCGUUGGCCUUGUUGGCAUUCGCUGGGUUCAUCAUGAGUGCUGCUCUUCUGGGGCUCUCCAUAUAUUAUGAGGACGGCAUGUCGUUGCUGGCAACACUUCUUCUUUCCACCUUGAGCUCGGUAACUGGAAUCGCCAACAAAUGGAAACCCACACCCAACGAUCCCAAACCUGACCCGCAUUCGCCUCCUGGGGAUGUUGUGAUUAAGUAUCCGCAAGGGGCGUUUAUCGUUGUGAGUUGUGAGGAACGUACGGCUCGGUAUCUGUAUUUCAACCCCAGCGAGCGCUGCAUUUACGCCGUCAAGAGUACGGCAAUCUAUAGAGGACUAUCCUUGAUUUCGACUCUCCUACUCAUGGGUGGAGUCAUCUCCCUCGCCAACGCGAGGAUCGAGACACAGACAGCUUUCGCCGGAUCAUACAUGUUGAUCAACAUUUUCUACUGGAUUGGGGCUGCUUUGCCCCCUGCUCAACACUGGGAUCUGUCUCGUCUGGAGGUGGAACAUAUCGAGAUAGCUGGAGGAACCCCACCUCGCAACGCACAGAUCGAUAACUAUUCUCCAACUUAUACCGAAGCUCUGUGGAAGGCCAUUGCUGUUACGGGGACCAGCAACUGGGUAAAGGAAGCCGGCUGGGCACCCAAGACUCCUGCUUGGAACGACUGGCUCAAUGAGGCAGAAGAAGCCGCCCUAGGAGAGCCCAUGAAGGUAAGCAAGAGGACGGAAGAUGGAAAGCAAGUGGAAGUUUGGACAAUCCGGAAUUGGGAUAGUAGGAAUGCCCUUUCCACGCUGCUUCGGACGACGACAGACAAAUUCCAGAAAAGAUGA